Molecule: messenger RNA, 598 nt
Organism: Staurois parvus
Lineage: Eukaryota; Metazoa; Chordata; Amphibia; Anura; Ranidae
Source: the annotation of a GenBank genome assembly
UCCCCUCCCAAUCAUGUGAUUCAGGUGUCCCAAUCCCCUCCCAAUCAUGUGAUUCAGGUGUCCCAAUCCCCUCCCAAUCAUGUGAUUCAGGUGUCCCAAUUUCCCAUAUCAUGUGAUUCAGGUGUCCCAAUCCCCUCCCAAUCAUGUGAUUCAGGUGUCCCAAUCCCCUCCCAAUCAUGUGAUUCAGGUGUCCCAAUCCCCUCCCCCAAUCAUGUGAUUCAGGUGUUUCAAUCUAUUCCAUAUCAUGUGAUUCAGGUGUCCAAUCCCUCUCCAUAUCAUGUGAUUCAGGUGUUCCAAUCCCCUCCAUAUCAUGUGAUUCAGGUGUCCCACUCCCCUCCAUAUUAUGUGAUUCAGGUGUUCCAAUCCCCUCCCAAUCAUGUGAUUCAGGUGUUCCAAUCCCCUUCCAAUCAUGUGAUUCAGGUGUCCCAAUCCCCUCCAAUCAUGUGAUUCAGGUGUUCCAAUCCCCUCCAUAUCAUGUGAUUCAGGUGUCCCAAUCCCCUCCAUAUCAUGUGAUUCAGGUGUUCCAAUCCCCUCCAUAUCAUGUGAUUCAGGUGUUCCAAUCCCCUCCAUAUCAUGUGAUUCAGGUGUUCCAAUCCCC